CUCUCCCUCUCUACUCCCAUUUUCAUUUUCCUCAUAGUAUUACCUCAAGAGACAGCCAGCAGCGCCCCCUAGUCUAGCUGCAGCAAGUGGCUGUUAGCAGCUCCUGUUAAUUACGAGCAAGUGGGUCUGCAAGUAGAGCCAUGUGGCCACUUCACCAUCUCAUCAGAUGGAACAUCCACCUCACCCUUCAACUUCUCAUCUUGUUGCGACUACCACACGCAUGUACAGCAACAGCCAACGUGGCUUCGCAAGUUGCUGCGUGUGACCGCCCCUGGGUCAAGGUCUUUGAAAACGACGAGCAAGGUACCCCCGUAUUUGGCGAAAAGCAAGAUCUCAAGAUGGCGGUCCUGCGAGGGGCGACAAUCCGCGUGUUGAUGCACGACUUUGUGGUCGAGCCCGGGGGCUACGCCACCCACAGCUUCACUUCCGGUGUGGAUAAUAUCAACAUCAGAGGCGACGAGAUAUGCGCCGAGAUUAUCAAUCACAUCGCCGUGCGGGGCUGCGAGUUCGUGGAGAAUGCGCACUAUCGUCAUUUCCUGCCCUGCACGAGCGGCAACGUGCACGUGGCGCAGUACCUGGUGGAGAGCCCCAGCUUCCUGGGACAGGACACGCAGAAAGUCCGCAUCUCGUGGUUCGCAAAGGAGAUCCAGGCCGACAUCCACAACAACAAGCCUUUCUACGGACACUUUCUGGACGGCGGCGCCACCGUCGGCAAUAAGGAGGAGUUGCUGGAAGCGGCCAAAGAAGGCAAGGAUAUCCGAGCUCUCAUGACGGACCGAGGCUACGGCUUUCCGCUGCACGUGGUGAUGUGGUCACGUGACGGGCGCGUGGCGGGUCAGAGCAACAUGCACCUGUCGCAGAAGUACAGCGGUAACAACAUCGUCUACAACACCCAGACGCCGUACAGGUGGAUGUCCUCCUGGAGCACAAACGGCCGGAGGACAGCUCGCGCUGGGCCGUGGGGGUCGCACCAACCGGGGCGGGGUCAGAUUACGUCUCGCUCAACUGGUUCGUCGACGCGUGCUGGCAGCACGUCUACACCAAUGACGAGUACGGCGAAGCUAGCGAGGGCUCCUAGAAAUGUUGGUGGCGGCCGUCAGAGCGGGUCACCGCAUCCGAGUUGUCCUCUCCAACUUCGCCAUGGAGGCGCAUUUCAUCCGCAUCCGUAACGGCCACGUCACCGCCUAACCUCACGACAUGAUGUCCAACAAGGGCGGCGACUCCUUCGACGAGUUCGACUUCAAGACGGACACGUACUACGUCUUCCGCCUGGCACACACUACGGGGACGGUGCGUACCUACGGCUUCCUGGUGCGUAACACCUCUAUUCCUGUGGUGCCUGUCAUGUCCAAACAAGCCAUCAAAUGGUUUAUGGAUACCCGCAAGUGGCACAAGAUUCUCGAGACCAAGAGCACCGGGGUGGCUACCUGGGGGCUUAAGGGCAACGUCAAGAGCGCCAUCCGCAAGGCUGCUGACGUCCGCCUGGGCGUCAUCUUCGACGAGCGCAGCGGCGAGAUGUACAUGAACGUGGACAACGCGCGGGUGGCCACUGCGGGUGGUGACGACGACUCGACGGCACAGGCCAUCCGGGUGCUGGGGGACCGGCCAUACGACGCCCACGAAUACGAGCUGGCGGCCUUCCCCUUCUGGGUUUACCUGUGCAUCCCGACCACCUCCUCCAUCAACCUGUCUGGCUGGCAGUUGGGUGAGCAUCGCCGCUACUUCCAGAGCAGCAGGCGGGCCCAGACCUUGUGGUUUGCACAGCUCUGAGACGGCGGACAUUUUGUCAUCGUCAGACGUUUAACAGGCCACCGGGUUUUACAGGCUCUCAAACUCCGGGUAUUCACGCAAUCUUCUCUUAAGCAGGUUACAUUGGACGCCGGGUGACAGCUAGGCUAGUUCUGUAGGUUCAUCAAGUCCAAACACAAGUGGCCGGUAGUCACGUGCCUCCACUCAAUGACUUUCGCUGUCAAAAGUUUCAAUAAACGUCAACAUUGGUUAUCACAGAAAGAA
This is a messenger RNA of Pomacea canaliculata, 2013 nucleotides long. RefSeq lists its product as uncharacterized. The transcript is spliced from 4 exons. NCBI's taxonomy places the organism in Eukaryota, Metazoa, Mollusca, Gastropoda, Architaenioglossa, Ampullariidae. Bases 141 to 1169 code for a protein of 342 amino acids. The record is from RefSeq and is a predicted model, not a curated record.